GGUGUUACCUGGUCAGUUUUUGGCGGAUACAAUGCGUAUUACGCGUUCAUCAUAGAAUACGGUUGACUAAUCAAUUUCGGUGUUAUAAGUGAACUUUUAAUAUCACCGAAAAGAGGAAAGAGGCUAGGGAAAGGAUUGAAAGUAAAACCGUUAAAUAGUCAGGAGAUAUCGUGAGAGGUCUUUCCUUCAUUCCCUCAUUCUGUAGACCAUCUUGCUCUUCAGACUUGUCAACAACAUAUCACUUACCUUGACUUACUCUUCUUCACCAUUACCUCUUAUAGCUUAAAUCAACCUCACCACAACAAAACAAGCAAAAUGGCUAUCAUCGUGACUCUCCCCGACGAGUACGGCUACGUCCUCCUAGCCACCGUCUCCACCUUCUUCGUCAACAUCUUCCACUCCAUCAACACCGGCAAGCAGCGCAGUGCCUCGGGCGUCAAGUAUCCCGCCGCCUAUGCCUCUCAGGAGGUAGCCGAGAAGGACCCCAAGGCUUUUGCCUUUAACUGCGCCCAACGCGCCCACGCCAACUUCACCGAAAACCUCACCCCCGCCAUCGGCGCCAUGCUCAUCGCGGGUCUCAAGUACCCCGUCCUCGCCGGCGCUCUGGGCGGUCUGUGGAGCUUGAGCAGGGUGUUCUACGCCGUCGGGUACACCAAGGGAGGACCCCAGGGCCGCACCAAGUUCGGCCUUUUGGCUUCGUUGAGCUUGGCGACGCUUAAGUUGACGGCGGCGUAUACGGCUGUGCAGAUGGCUUUUUACUAAAUGGAGCGGAGGUGUGAGUGAGGUGGUGAGAAUGGAGGAUGGGGGGGGCUUGAAGUAGAAAAAAAAGACAUCCAGAUAAAAGUGGAAAUAGAAACAGGAAAUGCAACAGUAGCCAGUCACCUAUGUUGUGAAUAACCAACCACUCGGUUCACCAUUUUAU
This is a messenger RNA of Neurospora tetraspora, 922 nucleotides long. RefSeq names its product membrane-associated proteins in eicosanoid and glutathione metabolism. The transcript has 3 exons. Lineage: Eukaryota; Fungi; Ascomycota; Sordariomycetes; Sordariales; Sordariaceae. The record is from RefSeq and is a predicted model, not a curated record. Gene Ontology annotation, molecular function: glutathione peroxidase activity; glutathione transferase activity. Gene Ontology annotation, cellular component: nuclear envelope; endoplasmic reticulum; membrane. Bases 316 to 762 code for a protein of 148 amino acids.